Hydractinia symbiolongicarpus is the source of this 2441-nucleotide messenger RNA. RefSeq names its product RCC1 and BTB domain-containing protein 1-like. NCBI's taxonomy places the organism in Eukaryota, Metazoa, Cnidaria, Hydrozoa, Anthoathecata, Hydractiniidae. The record is from RefSeq and is a predicted model, not a curated record. The transcript is spliced from 15 exons. The coding region runs from base 105 to 1739 and encodes 544 amino acids. Gene Ontology annotation, molecular function: protein binding.
GUUAUGAGACAAUCACAACUGCAAGAAUCUCAACGACUGAGAAAUAAAUUCCCACGGUCCGAAUCAAACAUUUAUACGGCAACGACAAACAUAAACAACUAUGAAUGGACGAAAUCAAAACGCUAUACCAGGUUUAUACGAUGACUAACAAUAUGGCAAAUUUAAACUCUUGGCCAAUACUAAGCUUUAUACCAGCGGAAUUAGCAGUAAAUGUUCGGAAAGCAUUUGUUUUUGGAGGAGCUGGCAACGAGGCUUUGAUUGUGUUAGUAAAUGGAGAUGUGUAUGCUUUGGGUUUCAAUGGAAAUGGUUGUUUGGGAGUUGGAAAUGGCAGUAGCACCUUAGAGCCAAAGAAAAUUGAUGAAUUAUGUCAAAAGGAAGUGGUCAAUUUUGCAUAUGGAAUGGGUCCUCAUGUACUGGCAGUUACUGACACCGGCGAGCUCUAUAGUUGGGGGCAUGGUGGAUAUGGCCAGUUAGGACACAAUGAUGGUGAGAAAAGUAAACCAGUGCUUGUUACAAUGCCAAAGAAAGUUAUACAAGUUGCAUGUGGUUCCUAUCAUUCAGUUGCUUUAACAGAAGAUGGGGAGGUUUAUGCAUGGGGUUCAAAUAAUUGUGGUCAGUUAGGUCUUGGUGUAUCAAAUAAUCAAGCAACACCAAAGAGAGUUACUGGUCAUUUAUCUACAUAUAACAAACGAAUUGUGGCAGUGUCAUGUGGUCAAUCAUUUACUGUAGCUUUAACAGAGGAUGGCGAGUUAUAUUCGUGGGGAUACAAUGGAAAUGGACAACUUGGAAUCGCAAAUAACACAAAUCAACAAUUGCCAGCCAGAGUGAGUAACCUGGUUGGUAAAUUUGUUGAGAAGAUUGCAUGUGGGAUGGCACAUGUGUUAGUGUUAACGGAUACUGGUGAAUUAUAUAGCUGGGGUGCAAAUUCAUAUGGACAAUUAGGACUGGGUACAACCUUGAAUGUGUCACAGCCUCAACUGAUACAGGUUGAAGAAAGAUGGACUGACAUAGCUGCCCAUCAUUACAAUCAUAUUUCUGCAGGCGUUACAACAUCAGGAAAGAUUUGUAUGUGGGGACAAUGUCAUGGAUUAACUUUGUUGUCACCACGAGAAGUUGCUGUUGGAAGUUUAGAUGGUGUGUUUGCAUGCUUCGGAAUGCCACAGAUUAUGUUUAGAUAUGCUGAAAUAGAUCAAGAGGAGAAUCAUAGCUUAAAGGAAAUAGUAGCACAAUCAUUUGAUGAUGCGGAGACAAGUGAUUUGAAGUUUAUUGUUGAUGGAAAAGCAAUUCAUGUUCAUAAAUCCAUACUGAAAAUCAGGUGUGAUUAUUUUCGAAGUAUGUUGCAAUCUCAUUGGGAAGAAAACAGCAAGAACGAAAUUGAGAUCACGCAAUUUAGUUACGACGUCUUCGAAGCUUUUCUUCGUUAUUUGUACACGGAUCAUGUGGACAUCAAUCCAGAAGAUGCUGUGGGUUUGUUGGAUUUAGCUGAUUCCUAUUGCGAGCCUCGUUUGAAAAAAUUAUGCGAAAGUGUCAUGAAGAAAGGGAUCACCAUAGAAACUGUUGCUGUGAUGUUGUCAGCGGCGAUAAAAUACAAUGCUAAGACGUUAGAGGAGUUCUGCUUUCGUUUUGCAAUGAAUCAUCUCACUGCGGUCACACAGACCGAAGCAUUUAAAGAACUAGAUGGCGACACUGUGAAAAUGUUCAUUAUUAAAGCCGGCUCCAGUGGAGCUUUCAAACGAUAGAUCUUAUAUUUUUAUAUAUAACUUGUGUGACCACUGUUAGCGUGGUCAGCAUCGACAUAGUGCAGGAUCAAACGAGUAAAAACGUUUUAUACUCUUCCUGGUAGAUUAUAUGGCCGCAAGAAAUACUGAGAGUAGCUACCAAUAUGGACGUAGAUGCGUCGACGAGGCUGCACUACUAAACAAUAUUCAAUGAAUUAUUAUUUUUUUAGUAAUUGUAAAUUCUGCGCGAAGUAAAAUUUUUAUUAAAAUCGAAUCUCCACUAAAGCGAAAUGCAAAGAAAUCGAGCAAGAGGCGAUGUAUGGACAUGCGCAGUAGCUAAUAUUAUCGCUGGUUUUAGCUAGAGAGAAAAAUUAUGUCGUGUUUUUUUUAAAAAAUUAGGUGAUUAUUUUGAAUCUAAACAAAACUAAACUUUUAAAGAUGUCUGCUUCGGUGAGCUUGAAACUAAAUACAAAAUCAUCUUCACUGGAAGACAUUUUUAUGUUUACAUUUUUGGCGCGUUUUGAAAUGGUUUUCGCAACCUUUUGCUGGGAAACUAACUAACUAAAGUUUUCGCUUUGUUUCGCUUUUGUGUUAAUUCGCGUUGAAUUAUUUAAACUAGUUUUGAUUCUGGAGAUCAGUACUGAAGCUUCAGACACGUUUUUUUAUAAAGCAAAACGUUUAUAAACAUGUGAAUGGAAGAAAAAUAAAACAUUGGCUUAAACA